This is a messenger RNA of Aspergillus wentii DTO 134E9, 2909 nucleotides long. RefSeq names its product putative ATP-dependent RNA helicase DBP6. Gene Ontology annotation, cellular component: nucleus. NCBI's taxonomy places the organism in Eukaryota, Fungi, Ascomycota, Eurotiomycetes, Eurotiales, Aspergillaceae. The record is from RefSeq and is a predicted model, not a curated record. The transcript has a single exon. Gene Ontology annotation, molecular function: nucleic acid binding; ATP binding; RNA helicase activity. Bases 51 to 2672 code for a protein of 873 amino acids.
CGACGAAUCGCCUUGUUUCUUAUCUCAUUGGAUGCAUCGACGCCGUGAAGAUGGGCGGUGAUAAGGCUUCACGAUAUGGUUCUUCCAAAAAGGAACCAAGUACUCCUCAAAGUGCGAAGAAAUCUCACAAGAGGAAGAGAGACCUAGAUGGCUCCGCCGUCGCUACCUCGACACCAACACCGACGAAGAAACCAAAGAAAAGUCAGAGUCCCUCGUCAACCCCCGUGCUUCAAAAGGAAAGCUCGAAGAAGGGAAAGCGAUCCAAAACCACCGCAGAGAGCGGUGUUCAAGAAGAUGCGACCACGAAAGAGAGUGCUGUCUCGCCGGAUGGCAGCAAGGCGAUCUCUUCAAACGCGAAUGACCACAUCUCUAAGGCCGAAAAGAAAUCAAAGAACGGAAAGCGACGAGCUUCAGGAAACGAUAUCGAUGCUACUAAAGGAGCUUCAAAUAUAGAUGAGUCGAGCAAGGACCUGAAAAGCAAUGCGAAGGGGGAGUCAAAGGUUCGGAAGAAGAUAAAGACCUCCGAUGAAACACCUGAAGAGGAGGAUGGCUCCAAGUCUACAAAACACAAAUUUUCUGGUAUCCUGUCGAAAUUUGAAAGGUCGAAGGAGACAGCGAAGGGAAAGAAAGAGGAUGCGGAGGGAACAGAAGCUGCGGAGACAAUGACUGCCGAGCCUGUUAUAGCUCAAGGUCUUGAGCCGUUGCCACAACCAGAAGCACCGCCAGAACAAGUCGAGGCACCAACAUAUUCAUCCCUUCCGCCAUGGCUAGCAAACCCUCUUAGAACAUCAGCAGAGGAGAAAACCAAAUUCUCUGAUCUCGGAAUCGACUCCAAACUUCUCGGUGUUCUCGAAGAAAAUGGCUACAAGGAGGCAUUCGCUGUGCAAUCUACUGUCAUUCCGCUGCUGCUACCUGGACCAAAGAAACACUCGGGAGAUCUGUGUAUUUCCGCUGCAACUGGUUCUGGAAAAACCUUAUCUUAUGUGCUUCCCAUGGUCACUGCAUUGGAACAGGUCCCAGCCCCCAGACUACGCGGUUUGAUUGUGGUGCCGACAAGAGAGUUGGUGAAGCAGGCCAGAGAAGCCUGUGAGCUGUGUGCUGCUGGGUCCGGUUUGCGGAUCGGGUCAGCCGUAGGAAACGUGGCAAUUAAGGAUGAGCAACAUUCCAUAAUGCGUGCUGAUCAGGUUUACGGCCCUGAAAUCGUCAAGCAAAGACAGCAAGUCAAGCUGACUGGCGAGGAUUGGACAAACUUCAACCUCCAAGAUUAUAUUUCGGAAGCAGGGGAUCUGAAUGAAUCCUUGCCCGGCUAUGUCCAUAAGCCAGAACCCAAUGUGGACAUCCUGAUCUGUACCCCGGGUAGACUAGUCGACCAUCUUCGCUACACCAAAGGCUUUACUUUGAAGUAUCUGCAAUGGCUCGUGAUUGAUGAGGCUGAUCGAUUACUUAAUGAAAGUUUCCAGGAAUGGGUGGACGUGGUGAUGAAUUCGUUGGAUGCGCGAAAGGCGCCAGAGACCUUUGGUUUCAGUGGAAAGCUACUUGCAGACCUUGGCCUUCCUAUCCAGAGCAGAGAGCCUAGAAAGAUUAUUCUCAGUGCCACCAUGACAAGGGAUAUCUCUAAGCUGAACUCACUUCGGCUUGCCAACCCUAAAAUGGUGGUCGUCGGCGCAGGAGAUCAUGCUUCUGGCGAUGGUGAGAAUGCCAUUGCUCCUUCGGAUGAGCAAUUUACACUGCCCCCGACUAUCAAAGAAUAUGCUAUUUCGAUUGAUGAUGAGUCGAAGAAACCGCUCUAUCUUUUGCGUCUUCUGCAGUCGCACAUUAAACUUGAUACCAAGACGAACACCAAGAAUGUAUCGCCCAAAGCGUCGUCAGACUCCGAAGACACCAGCUCUGAAGGUUCAAGCUCCGACGACACUAGCUCUGAUGACACUAGCUCUGAUGACACUAGCUCUGAUGACACCAGCUCUGAUGACACUAGUUCGGAUGACAUUGAUUCUUCGUCUGAUGAAGACACUUCGGAUUCAGAAAGCGACUCAUCCGAAGAUACAUCGGACUCUGAGUCAGAAUCAGACUCGGACUUGGACUCUGAAUCUGAGUCUGAAGAAGAAAGCUCUCACAAGGAUGGGGAUAAGGCCCAGCCCGCUCGUAACACUGUUUUGAUCUUCACCAAAUCAUCUGAAUCAGCAUCACGACUUUCUCGUCUACUUUCCCUCGUCAAUCCAUCAUUAGCCAGCUGUGUUGGAACAAUCAUCAAAUCGAACAAGUCGUCAGCUUCACGCAAGACUUUGACUGCUUACCGGCAAGGCAAGAUUUCCGUAAUUGUGGCCACCGAUCGUGCGUCGCGUGGUCUUGAUCUCGAGUCCUUGACUCACGUUGUCAACUACGAUGUGCCCCCCAGUAUCACGACCUACGUGCACCGUAUUGGACGAACGGCUAGAGCAGGAAAGGAGGGAUCGGCGUGGACACUUGUUGCGCAUCGCGAAGGCAGAUGGUUUACAAACCAGAUCGCAAAGGGCUCUGACGGAAAACUCACAAGAGCCGGCAAGCUCGAAAGAAUGAGCAUGAAGCUUAACGACAUGACCGACGUCAAGUCCAAGUAUAGAGCUGCAUUGGAUGUGCUCGAAACGGAAGUGAGGAUGGGUGGCAAGGUCAAGUCUUCAAAAUCUGAAGAGUAGGAUGAUGCAGCCUUGAGCCACAUGGAAUUAUAUCAGCAUUUGGGAUCAUCUCCAUUUCUUUUUCUCGUCUUAUAGAGUUACAUGUUUCCAGGACAGGGGUUUCGGGUCCAUCCAGUCUUUGCGUUUCUUAUGUCUUCUGGAGACACUGAUGUCUUCCAAUUUAUCAUACUACUGUACAUAAUUGUCACGGUCGAAACAUCUACAAUUUCAAACCAUUGAGGAUAUAUAUCGCCAGUA